AUGGCUUAUAAUAACGAUUUCUAGGAUCUCUUGCCGGAUGACUAAGAAGAAUUCGCUAUGAGAAUGCCUGUCAAGAGUCAUUUGUAGAGGUUGGAUGUAAGUCAGUCUGCUAAACGUAGCAAUUACUACAAUAAUUGAUGGAUGAGUUGGAUAUGGUGAAAAAGGAGAAGGAGUAAUUGCGCAAUAAUUUGGUGGAGUUGUCUCAAAAGACCUCGGAUUCGUUUGAUGAUGCAAAUAAAUAUCUGAAUGACGAAUAUCGAAGAUUGAUGCAGGAGUUUCAUGAACAGAAUGGAUUGCAAUUGGAACAACAUCAGUUUCUGAAAUAACAGGUCGAUUCAAUAAAUUAGGACCGAAUUAAAUUGUAGCAAAAUACUAUUGUACUUGAGAACAGAGUUCAAGAUGCAGAAAAGGAAUUGGGAUUUGUUUGA
Paramecium octaurelia is the source of this 428-nucleotide messenger RNA. The record is from the annotation of a GenBank genome assembly. NCBI's taxonomy places the organism in Eukaryota, Ciliophora, Oligohymenophorea, Peniculida, Parameciidae.